UAUAAGAGAGAAUGUGAGCAUCCAUUAUUGGCCUGUGAGGUGUGUGUGUGGAUCCAUGUUAUCAUACAUUAUGACUCGUCAGGUGGUGGUGUUGCUAGUGGUGCUGCUGCUGGAGGGAUGGGCUGCUGCCACCUUCUACCAGGACUGUGGUUCUGACGCCGAGGUCUUGGAGGUCUCUAUCACUGACUGUGACAUACCACCUUGUAUAGUGCCACGACCCAGCUCUCAACAUGUUAAUAUUACCUUCAUACCAGCUCACGAGGGUACUAUCCUGGAUACCGUCAUCAACGCAAACAUAGGAGGUGUGGACUUUCCCUGGCCAGGUCCUAGUGGCUGCCCUCUCCUGGUACAAGGCUCGUGUCCCAUCCAGCCUGGACAAACCUACAAGUACAGCUCUUUAAUGCCCGUCUAUGCUGAGUACCCCGCAGUGUCCGUGGUUGUCACGUACAAAAUCACGGACGAAAAUGAGGUCAAUCACGCCUGCAUUAUGUUCCCCAUCAUCCUGGUGUAGUUCCCAUCACCGGAAAGCUGAUUUCGUUAGGCUGUCAGCCUACUUCACAACUGGAAAUACGUUCUGAAAUGAGAAGAAGUGAGUCUGAGCUUAAGAAAGUUAUUCUCUGAGGGAGUGUAUCUGAAUGCUGGCCUGAGUGUGUGUGUUGGUGAAUAUGUCAGUGUUGGUGAAGCGUCUGUGUGUUGGAUGCUCACUCUUCUUACCCAAGAAGCUGCGGUCAUUUUUAUUAGAUGGUAGAGAGAAGUUUUGUGCCCACCAAACAUACCGUAUAUUACAGGCAACGUAUCGCUUUGGGUUAGAGCUUUAUCAAGACAUGUUUCGCUCCGUGUAGAGCUUUAAGAAGCCACGUUUCACUGUGUAGAGCCUUAAAUUGUUUCGUUCUGUGUUAACCAAGUCAUGUUUGGCUCUGUAGAGUUUUAUCAUGUUUGGCUCUGUGUAGAGUUUUAUCAUGUUUCCUUCAGGAUAAACUUUUAUCAUAUCAUUACUCGAUAAACCUGUACACAAAGAGAUAAACGUUGUCUGUAGCGAAACAUUGGGCUUCAUCGAAUAAGUUUCCACCAUACCCUCCGGCUACACCUGCCAUCCUACGUCAACAGUCGAGUAAAACAAAUAGAUAAUGGAUCUCACGUCUGAGAGAUUAUUAUUCCACUGUAGAAUGACCUUACCUUACAAACCAAGAGAUAGAUAGAUAGAUAGAGAGAGAGAGAGAGAGAGAGAGAGAGAGAGAGAGAGAGAGAGAGAGAGAGAGAGAGAGAGAGAGAGAGAGAGAGAGAGAGAGAGAGAAUGAACUGAUGUAGGUAACAGCUCUUAGCUUGUAAAUAAAGUUAGGAACCUUAAACUAACCUAGUAAAACCCUGUGUAAAAGAGAAAGAGAGAGAGAGAAUAAAUUUAUUUUGAUACAUUCCUAUACAACUCCAUAAUGAAUAAAUCUGUUAUCUUCA
Cherax quadricarinatus is the source of this 1452-nucleotide messenger RNA. Its product is annotated as NPC intracellular cholesterol transporter 2. Gene Ontology annotation, molecular function: sterol binding. Gene Ontology annotation, biological process: sterol transport. Lineage: Eukaryota; Metazoa; Arthropoda; Malacostraca; Decapoda; Parastacidae. The record is from RefSeq and is a predicted model, not a curated record.